Molecule: messenger RNA, 1241 nt
Organism: Vicia villosa (hairy vetch)
Lineage: Eukaryota; Viridiplantae; Streptophyta; Magnoliopsida; Fabales; Fabaceae
Product: F-box/FBD/LRR-repeat protein At4g26340-like
Exons: 3
Coding region: 6-1181 (391 amino acids)
Molecular function (GO): protein binding
Source: RefSeq, a predicted model, not a curated record
CGGAAAUGGCCACUGCUAUGUCGUCGUCUUCCUCUCUCCCCCAUAGGUCCACUCCAACAGAAGACAUGAUCAGUUCACUUCCAGACUCAAUUCUCUCUCACAUUCUCUCCUUUCUUCCCACCAAACACUCCGUCGCCACAAGUCUCCUCUCAAAGCGAUGGAAUCCAUUAUGGCGUUCAGUACUUAAUCUCGAUUUUGAACAAAAUUCCUCCACAACCGGAGAAGAUGGUAUAGCCAGAGUCAUGCUACUGAGAGACAACAGCUUACCAAUCCGAUCUUUACGCCUCCAGGGCGGUAAUCUCAAAUCCAUCAACACAUUUAUUGAUGCAGCAAUACAGAGAAAAGUUGAAACCCUAAACCUUGGAAUGAGUUAUGAAUAUGCAUCUCAGUAUAUUACUAGUAAUAUUUUUACGUGUAAAACACUCACUGUUCUCAAACUGAACAACAUGUGUGUGAGUAACCUUCCUCUUCAACUGCAUGUUCCUCUACUCAAAAUCAUGUACUUGGUUGAAGUGGCGUUCGAACGUUAUGAAGAUAUUAUUAAUCUUCUCUUAGCCUGUCCCAUCCUAGAGGAUUUGGUAACUGUCCAGUUAAGUGUACUUCAUUGGAGGAACUUUAUUCAUGAUAUAUAUACAUUUUCUUUGGAAAAAUGCUUGCCCAAUUUGGUGAAAGCAGAUAUUUCUCAAAACCUAACCAUUCCUCUCUUCUUGCUUUCUCAGACACACAUUCUGCGUGUAAAUCUGACCCGUGUCACUCCCUUUUAUAUUGAGCACAAUUUUCACAAUCUAACCCAAAUGGAGUUAGUCUUCUUUCCCUGUCAUCAGGGUAAUAUUUGGAAGGGAAAGUGGAGUUGGAUGCUAAAAGUGCUUCACCAUAGUCCCAAGCUUCAACAUCUUACCAUUAACCAGGAGACAAGAGAUGGAGUAAUUUAUGAGACGGAUUGGGAGGACCCAGAAUUUGUUCCACAAUGCCUUUCAUCUCGGCUUAGAACUUGCAUGAUUAGAGAUUGUAAAGGCAGGAAGAGUGAGCUUCAAUUUGCCGAAUAUAUUAUGCAAAAUUCAAAAAUAUUAGGUACCAUGACAAUUUACAGUGCGUAUUCCAUAGAUUUAAGUGCAAAGCAUCUAAUGUUACAAAAACUAUGUGCGUGCCCAAGGAGCUGUAAACUUAUAUUUGAUGUAUGAGGAAUAUUAGGUAACUUGAUAAGAGUUAAGUGCAAUGUAUCAAAUGUUACAAAAACUAUU